Molecule: messenger RNA, 645 nt
Organism: Suillus discolor
Lineage: Eukaryota; Fungi; Basidiomycota; Agaricomycetes; Boletales; Suillaceae
Exons: 2
Coding region: 1-645 (214 amino acids)
Source: RefSeq, a predicted model, not a curated record
AUGGCAUCCGCAUGCACUUUUCACGGUGUCGUCGGCAUUAAAAACGCUACUCCCUACACAUUGGAACCCAAAAAAAGGUACUGGAAGAUGCAUGGAUUUGUGCCUCUCUCUCUUGACGCCGACGAUGAUAUCGGAGACCUUCUCGUCUCUGUUUUCACUUUCGGUGGCACCACAGCGCAACCUGAAGAUGGCAAUUAUUUCAUCAAUGCUCGCGUCAUUACCAGCACGGCAGAUGAACACCUUUCUCUCGAACUGUAUUGUGUCGACGAGAUGCAGCCUACAGAUAGUGGCAGAGCCGUCCCUACUCUCAUUGUUGUCGGCAAAGUUUCCAGAGGCUCUUCUGACCUCAUCAACAGUCGUGCUUUCGACAUGGACAUCAUGCAGUAUGGUAUCAAGCCGCAACAACUCGCGCGCAUCCGCUGCUUCUAUCCUGAAGAUCAUCCUCGCCUCUCGAGGACACCACUACCUACCGCUGAGAAACAUAUCAUCGUUCAAGGCUGUAUCUCCGAGCUCCUUCACAACCGAUGUGUCGUCCGUGUCCAUGAUAUCACUCUUGGUCCUGGAUCCGGCGUUGUCGAGUUGAACAGAUCACCAAAUAUAUAUGCGCAUUUUUGUUGUCACGGUGAAUGGGGACUGAGAUUAUGA